This is a messenger RNA of Lobosporangium transversale, 3695 nucleotides long. Its product is annotated as BRO1-like domain-domain-containing protein. The coding region runs from base 101 to 3688 and encodes 1195 amino acids. Gene Ontology annotation, molecular function: protein binding. Gene Ontology annotation, cellular component: endosome. The record is from RefSeq and is a predicted model, not a curated record. Gene Ontology annotation, biological process: protein transport to vacuole involved in ubiquitin-dependent protein catabolic process via the multivesicular body sorting pathway. Lineage: Eukaryota; Fungi; Mortierellomycota; Mortierellomycetes; Mortierellales; Mortierellaceae. The transcript has 5 exons.
CAUCCUCCUGUGCUCAUUUCUCAUUGGCAUUCAAAUCCCUUCCUUUCAUCACCUUACCUACCCUCCACUCAAAUAAGAAUUAUCUUCAUUUGUCCGUACCAUGUCACAGUCUCCUAUGAUUGCUGUACCUCUGAAGAGGACAGACGAAGUCGACUGGGUGACACCACUCAAGAGAUAUAUCGCCCUCUCCUAUCAAGACGAUCCCGAAAAAUAUGCAGAAGAGUGUGGAACUAUUCAUCGUCUGCGUCAGGAUAUGCGUGGCGCAGGAAAUGAUAUCACUGGCAGAGAUGUGCUCUAUCGCUAUUUUGGCCAGCUCGAAAUCCUUGACCUGCGCUUUCCUGUCGACGAAGCCCAUAUCAAAAUUGGUUUCAUGUGGUACGAUGCGUUUACACAGAGACCAACAUCGCAGUUUUCACUCGCCUUUGAGAAAGCUAGCACCAUAUUCAAUAUUGCAUCCGUAUUAUCUGCUAUUGCGGCCUCACAGACAAGGGUCAAUGAGCCAGAAGGUGUCAGAAAAGCUUUUCAUUUCUUUCAAGCUGCAGCAGGAAUUUACACCUACAUCAACGAGAACUUUUUACAUGCGCCUUCAAUUGACUUGAGUCGGGAUACAGUCAAGAUGCUCGUGUCUCUAAUGCUGGCCCAAGCGCAGGAAGUCUCAUGGGAGAAAGCAUAUGCAGAGAAGAAGAAAUCUCUCCUUAUCUCUAAACUAGCCGCCCAAGUUGCUUGGAGUUACAACGCUACACUCGAGGCUAUGGCUGAUGGUGUAUCCAAGCAGAUUUUCGACAAGAACUGGCAAACUCUUUGUCAGAUCAAGGCCAAGAUGUUUACCGCUAUCGCUCAGCACUACCGAGCAUUGGCAGCAGAGAAUGAUUCAAAGUGGGGUGAGAUGGUUUCGAGGAUUCAAAUUGCAGAGACAGCUAUCAAAGAAGCAGAGAAACAAGCAAAAUCAUUUACUUCGGGUUUCACCCAAAGCUCCCAUCCAACAGUGACGCUUACACAGGAGGCAGUUAGCUCUAUUCAUGAAAUCACAAAAUCACACCUUGCAAUCAUCUCAGAGAAGAAGACAUCUGCUGUCCGUGAUAACGACAUGAUCUAUCAUGAAGCUGUGCCUAGCGAAGGUUCUCUUGGACAACUCGAAAAACUGAACGCAACAAAGCCAUUGCCCAUCUCGGAACUCUACUCCCAAAGUGAGAUGCAGAAAGUGAUUGGUCCAGAUACUUUUCAGCGUCUUAUCCCAUUAUCUGUCCAUGAAUCGUCAAGUCUGUACUCUGAGGAAAAGGCUAAGCUGGUCCGAGCGGAGGCUGAAAGAUGUGAAACCGCAAACCAAGAAUUAGCAAGCGCGCUCGAGUUUAUGAAUCUUCCUGCAGGCCUUGAAAAGUUCAAAAAUCGAGCCAAUGAUGGUCAGAAUGCUACACUUGACGCUCUAGCUGUCCCACCUAACCCUGUGAAGGAGCUCGCUGAUUUUAUUCAGAAUGAGGAAUUGGGUGAAUCUAUUGCAAAUUUGAUUGCGUCGCUGGACCGCAUCAAAUCAGGGACGCGAGAUGCAUUGGAGAAUGCCAAUCUGUCGCUGGAUGAAGAGCGAAGUCAAUGCGAAGCUCUGAGGGCUAAAUAUACCGAUCUUUGGACACAACGGCCCUCGGGACCAUUGACACAAGUUUUUCGUACCGACUCGAAGGCAUUGUUCGAAUCACUUGACAAAGCCGCAGUAUCCGACCAGAACCUUUACCGAUCUUUUGAUCAGAUUGCUAAUAACGUCAUGGUACUACGCGAAGGACGUGAUGGUGCAGCUCUAGAACAGCUAUUUGCUAGAAUUGUAGUUGAAGCUAGCAAGAACAGGAAGAGUUUAGUAAAAUCGAACAAUAGUCUGUUAGACGUGGAGGAUAGCGGCGAGAGUGAAGCCAUUCUGAAGACUGUUUCCAAAGUUGAGGAUGUGAUUGCCAAGCUCAAGAAACUGAGGCAGGAACGUAUGGAUACCCUUGAAGACCUGAAGAUAAAGACUCAACAAGACGAUAUCUCAAAUCUUCUGAUUUUGAACAGGAAAAGUUCAGGCAUUGAGCCCCAGUUAUUUGCUCAGGAGCUGGAGAAGUUUAGACCCCACCAGACAAGAGUGACGGCGACGAUUCAUCACCAACAAGCCUUGAUGCAGGAGCUCACUAUGCACUACAAAGACCUCAUGAAUGGUCAAGAAGCACGUAGCCUUCAGGAAAUUUGGGAUAUCGCAGAGAAGAAGCGACAAAGUUUGGCGGAUCAGUUGCUGAAGACUAGAGGGUCAUACACAGACGUCAAAGUUGGAUAUAAGAAGGGCAUUCGUUUCUAUGAAGAUCUAAAUGCGCAGGUGCAGGAUCUCGUUAAGGCUGUGGAUCAAUUCUGUCGUGCUAGAAAGGAGGAGCGCGGCAUGCUUGAGCAACAAGUGAUGACGACCCAAUCUGAGCGCGAAUCAAAGGCGUUGAAAGAUCAAUUGUCUAGAUUCGAAAGCGUGUCUUCACCAUCGACAAACGCGCUGCCAAUAGACGCACUUGCAAAUUUGAACCUUGGUGGAGCGUCGCGUGCUCAAAUGCCGGCCCCAAUGGCCCCAAUGGCCCCAAUGACCCCAAUGAAUCCACACGUAGCCGCGGCAUCCCAAUGGACCCCCACAGCAACGGCUCCUGCUCCUGCUUCUGCAGCUUAUACGCCUAUGAGUGCUCAGCCGACUGCUCCUUCUUUCGCACCACAAUCUCAACAAUCAACACCUCAACAGGCACAUACAAUGGUUAUUCCCAACACAGGACCUUUUGCCCUGCCCUCGCCUCAAGUGUCUAGUCAGCCACCUCCUCUACAGCAGCCACUACAGCGCCAGUCAAGUUAUUCAAUUCCGAACCCACCUUCCCAGCAGCAGCAGCAGCGUCCUUAUUCCCUUCAACAACAGUUCUCACAGCCACAGUUGCAGUCUCCAAUGCAGCAGCCUCUAGUACAGCAGUCUCCAAUGCAGCAGCAACAACAGCAGCCAUAUCAGACUCAGCCAUCUAUUCCUAGUACUCCUCAAUAUCAACCACAGUCUCAGUUCCAACAACAACCCCAAUACCAGCAGCAGCAGCAACAGCUCCAGUAUCAGCAACAACUUCCCGCAAGCAGCUCUGGCUACCAGCAGCAGCAGCCGACUCCUGUUAAUUCUGGCUAUCGACAGCCUAUGAUGGCACAAGGUCAAUAUCAACAACCCAUACAGCAUCAAUAUCAGCAACAGCAGCAACCUAUUCAGCAGAAUAUGCAAUUGCCGUACCAGUCUACGUCACAACAGUUCCAGCAGCCAAUACAGCAACAGCCAUUCCAGCAGCAACCAUACCUACAACAGCAGCAACAGUCACAGCAAUCAUUGUAUCAGCAGCAACAACCAAUCCAACAGCAGUUACAGUCACCCGGACAGUUCCAGCAACCUGGCUAUAAUGCGUAUUCUGGAACAUCAUCCCCUUCUCAACAGUACCAACAACAGCAACCAAUGCAGCCACUGCAGCCGGUUUAUCAGCAACAGCAGCCAGUUCAGCCAUUACAACCGCAGCAACCACAACAACAACCAUUACAGCCGCAACAGCAGUCGUACCAUGGAGGAUACCAGCAGGGACCUGUCCAUCAACAACAGCAGCAGCAGCAGUUUCCACAAGGAGGCUAUGCGCCAAUCCAACCCACGACAUAUCAGAAUUCACUCCUUGAUUAAAGAAAGA